AUGGAGGAGUUUCGCCAAGCCAUGAAGGAGUUUCACCAAGAGGUAAAUCUCCAAUUUGAUAAUCUUGAAAAGAAAAUGGAUAAGUUUGAAAACAACAUAGAUCGAUGGUUUGAUAAGUUUGGUGACUGUGUUUCUGAUUUUAGUAUGUCAAUACAUAGAGCAACAUAUGAUUUUGAUGUGUUUAAAUCUGAAACCAUGUCUGUUGCGUGCGAUGAUUUAAUGAUUGAUCGACUAGCCAUGGUCAACCAAAUGCCAUCGAUGAGCCUGGCUACGACACUGUUGCCAGAAACAAGGAAUCCCAAUGUGUCUUUUCCAGUGAACAACAUUGUUCUUAAGGACACACAAGUUGGAGGUGGCUUGCAGAGGCCACUACAAAGUGGUCAGUAUCAACGUAUUUCUAAUAAGAAUGAAAAUAAGAAUCAGGGUGGACAACCUGGUUACAAUCACGUUGAGCAUAGUAAUCUCGUGUAUGAGGGUUUGUCCAAGCAACAUCGCAAUGAUGUUCAAUCUAAGCCGCUAGGGGGGCAUGAGAUCCCACCGCAUGGCCGGUUGAAAGAAAAACAACAUUGCAAUUGGUAA
Molecule: messenger RNA, 579 nt
Organism: Linum trigynum
Lineage: Eukaryota; Viridiplantae; Streptophyta; Magnoliopsida; Malpighiales; Linaceae
Source: the annotation of a GenBank genome assembly